CCUCUACAUCGACAUCGAAUCCUAAUCAGACUUCUCCAAAGAGAAGAAGAUUUUCUAGUCCUACACCAUUAGUGUCACCAAGAAAACCUCAAGACAGAGAAACUGUCCCAGUGACACCUCGGAAGCGAAGACUAAUAAAGAAACUUAAAUCAAGUCGUCUUCUAAUAAAAAACCUCAAACAGAAAGUUAAUAAAAUAGAUAAAAUAACAUCACCUGUCUUAAAAAGUUUGAUAGAAUCUUCUAUUGCUAACCAAAAUCGCGAACCUAAAGGCAAACGUUGGACUAAAUUAAAUAAAACCGUAGCUUUAGCUAUUUACAAAAAGUCAUCUAAAGCGUACAGAUAUUUGUCCCAACUUUUACCAAUGCCUAGUAUCAGAACACUUCAAACAGUGUUAGAAAAUAUGAAAAUGGAUACCGGCAUCGAUUCCAUGAGUAUGCAUCAACUAAAAAAAAAAGCUGAAAGUUUAUCGGACAAAGAUAAAACUUGUGUUAUUCUUUUUGACGAAAUAGCACUCAAAAAAAGGCUAAUAUAUAAUGUUGCCACGGAUAAAAUAGAUGGUUAUGAGGACCUAGGCGAUGAUAAACGAUCUGAAAAAAUUGCUGAUCACGCAUCAGUUAUCAUGCUUCAAGGGGUUCAUAAAAGUAUGAAACAGCCCAUUGCACACUAUUUCGUUAAGGGCACUAUAGCAACCGAUAAAUUAGCUAUUAUAAUAAAAGAUACAAUUCGAGCUGUAACAGAAGCUGGUUAUGAGGUAAUAGCUACGGUUUGCGAUCAGGGACCAACGAACAUGGGUUCAUUAAAUUUGCUAAAAACUUGGGGAAAUUCUGCGGAACCACAUUAUUUUUUUCUUGAUGGAAAAAAAGUUUUUAUAAUAUAUGACGUGCCACAUCUUUUUAAAUCAAUACGAAAUAAUUUUAUGCAGGGCGGUGAACUGGUAAUGGACAAUAAAAAAGGGAAAUGGGCUCAUUUGAUCAAACUUGAAGAAAGAAAUAGAAUCAGUCUCCAUUUCAAAAAAAAUACUAAAUUACAUGUGAACCCCAGAUUUCGAGCCAAAAUGAGAGUUAAGCUAGCUGCUCAAAUUUUGAGUAAUACUGUUGCAGCUAUACUAAAACUACAAGCUGAUAGUGUUGAAAACCAAGGAGAAAGACCGGAAAUACUUCAAACAGCACACAUAGUCGAAGAACUUGAUCAAUUAUUUGAUUGUACAAAUGGGCCAGCUUCUAAAAGCGAUAUAAAAAGAAAUAUUCGGCAAAAUGUCAGUAAAAAUAGUUUCCAUCAUAGGAGAUGGAUUGAAUUCAAAAGUAAAAUUAAAACCCUUCAUUUCUUAAAAUCGGACAGUCAACUGAGAUUGAGAAACAUUAGAUGUGUAAAUGGAAUCACAUUGUCAUCUCUACAAGAUAUUUGGCACUAUUUACAUUUAGUGAAAAAAUUCAAAUAUAUGAACCUGCGUCAAUUUAACCAGGAUGCAUUAGAAAAUUUAUUCGGCCAAAUACGUCAACAUUGUCUUACUAAUAGAAAUCCAACGUGCCAUCAUUUCACUUGUGCAUUGAAGUCUACGAUUCUAACACGUCUCAGUGCACCACUAAGCAGAGGGAGCAACUGCCAAAGAGAUAACAAUGAAAUCAUUAUAGACUUUCAGGAAAUUGUUUUUCCAAAUAAAAAAUACCAGCCUGUGAAACAGACAGAGAGCGCAGCUAGUGAAGAUUACGACAUCAAAAUCGAUGAUUUUCAAGAUGUUCCUGUUUUGCACUUAGCUGAUAAUAUUGAGCAACAAAAUUACUUGGCGGAUAUAGAAGAAAAAUUCAAAAAAUUUGAAAAGCAGCCCACAGUAUAUGUGAGCGGCUAUUUAGCUUCUGUGCUUCUGAAAGGUGUGGACUGUCUAAAAUGUAUAGUUGCCAUGAAGGUUUCCUACCCGCAACCAAAUACAAUAUAUAAUUAUAUUGCUUUGCGAGAGUGGUGGACGGACAAAUCCUCAUUAACAUACCCUAGUCUUCAGUUAUGUCAGGCAAUAGACGAUGCGACAAGUAUUUUUGAUGAGAAAGUGAAAUCAAAUAUCUUCGCAAAAAAUAUAUGCAGCUACUCUAAAAUAGAAAUACUUGCAAAUAUUGAUUUGUCGUGGAUCUGUGAAGAACACAAAAAUGUAAUGAUAGAAAAAUUAUUGCAACGCGUAAGCCUACUUUUAAUAAGAAAUCACUGUAACUUAAUAAAUCAGUUAUUUGCGCUCAGUGAAGAGGCCUCUGCAGAUGCGAUAAAGAAGGCGCAACAACAAGGCGUUGCAAAAUAAAUAUAAUUAAUACAGUUUUGCUUAUGUAAAAUAUAUCCCUAAGUCUUGCGUGUCUGAACUAGGUUAUCCUGCGUUUCAAAUGAAUGUAUCAUCAUCUGCCUAGCCAUUUCCCAACUACGGUGGGGCCGGCUGCCAGUCUUAACGGGAUGCAGUUGAAUACUACGACUCAUCCGCAGAAUAUAGUCCUAUAUGUAGGAUUGAUAGUUUUUAGUAGAGGUUAAAGAAGUUGUUGACUUGUGUAACUUUUAAACGGUGCGACUUGUUGUUUAAAUUUUUUGGUAUGUUGUUACUACGUCUCAGCUUUGUUAAAUACUGUGUAGUUUAUAACUGUUAUUAUUUUAUUUCUGGAGAUAGUGAGUUCUAUAUUAACAUAAGACGUUUUAUGGCAAAACAGAGAGGGUCCUUAGUGAACGUUACACGUUGUUUUAUGGACACAUGUAAAUUAAAUGACGUUCUAUAUUAACAUGAGUCGGUUUUCUUUGGAAUUACUAACUACUAAUGAGUCCUACGUAAAUAACAACCUUGAAAUAUUUAAACAUAACGUUCCUCAUAUAAUCACUGCCCUCCUAUAUAACUAAAUAAAAAAGAUAGUAAUUAUUUAAAAACGUUUAUUAAGUGAAAAAAUCUCAAAACUCGUAUAAAGAAUCAUCAUAAACAGCAAUCAUAACACUAAAAAUUACAAAAAAACUUACAGGUUCAUGUAUCAAUUAGAACAUUGCAGGACGCAGACACGGACGAAGAUAAUAAAACUAAUUUUUUUUUAUAAUAACAACAUUAAAAUCAGCAGUCUCAAAGUUUUUUUUUAUUGCUUAUA
Molecule: messenger RNA, 3099 nt
Organism: Bombyx mandarina (wild silkworm)
Lineage: Eukaryota; Metazoa; Arthropoda; Insecta; Lepidoptera; Bombycidae
Source: RefSeq, a predicted model, not a curated record